This is a messenger RNA of Camellia sinensis, 650 nucleotides long. RefSeq names its product Bifunctional inhibitor/lipid-transfer protein/seed storage 2S albumin superfamily protein. The record is from RefSeq and is a predicted model, not a curated record. Lineage: Eukaryota; Viridiplantae; Streptophyta; Magnoliopsida; Ericales; Theaceae.
CCUCUCUCUCUCUCUCUCUCUCUCUCUCCAUCAUGAACUGCCACAAUCCGAUCCACCAUUUUCCUGCUAUCAUCAUCACUCCCCUCUUCGCCUCCAUGCUCGCCCUCGCCUCCACUUCGCCGCCACCAGAAGCCGCCAGAGAUUGCUCCGGCGCGGUGGUUGCGUUCUCGCCGUGCCUUCCCUUCAUCUCGUCUCCGCCGAACAACGUCUCGUCCUCGCUCUCCUCUCAGUGCUGCGAUAUCUUCAAUUCGCUUUUCGACAACCGCGGUGCCGACUGCCUCUGCUACUUUGUGCGGCAGCCUCUGAUCCUCGGCUUCCCUCUCAACUCGACGAGACUUCUUUCUCUCUCUUCUCGUUGUCCUCUGACAAAUUCUGGAUCAAAUACGAAUGGCUCUCUCGAAUCUCUCUGUUCAGGAUCGUCACCACUGCCUCCUCUGCAACGCAUAACAGGUUCUAUUAAUUCUCCACCUCCUCCUGUUGAUGCUUCUGCAACACAAAACCCGUCAACCGCAAUACCAAGCUCACCGCUUGAGUCUGCCAAAUAUUCACCUGCAGCAAAACAGAUUUACUGCAGCGACUGGCUUUCUCUUGGACUGGUUAUUUUACUUGUUCCCAUCUUCACCAACCUUCACUGCCACACCCAUCACUGA